GCUGCUCAUUCACCCCGAAUCACAGCGGCGCGCUCCGCCCUGCCUGCGCUCCCAGCCGCCCUACGUCACCACUCCGUGCGGAGAACGUAGCACGCAGGCCGAUGGGAAGAGGAGGUGUUUGUGUUGGUUCUUGUGGUCAAAUUUGAACGUGAAAUCUGAUAAAUGGAACGCGGUUCAAAGAGAAGACAAGUGAAGCCUUUGGCAGCUUCUCUGCUGGAUGCUUUAGAUUAUGAUAGCUCGGACGACAGUGAUUUUGAAGUUGGUGAUGCUUCAGGGUCCGAAGGAAGUGCGAAUGGGAGUGACGAGGAUGGAUCGAAGGAGAGCGCCGCCGGGUCGGAAAGCGACUCCGAAGCUAACGCUUCCGAGGACGAAGAGCCAGCUGGCGCGGACGAAGCUGGAGAGCCGGUUUCCGAAGAAAGCCCCAACGAAGAAAAACCGAAGGGACAGUCUGUCGAAGCUGGAGAGAAAGACGAGGAGGGGGCCACCAGCGACGAAAAGCAAGCCGAGGGAAGCCCCGAGAUGGACCCUGGCGCCAGCGCCAACCCUGGAGCCAGCGGGAGCGCGGAAGAGUCGGCCUCGGAGCCCAAGAAGUGGAAUUUGCGUCGCAAUCGCCCCAUGCUGGACUUCACCACCAUGGAGGACCUGAACGAGAUGGACGACUACGACAGCGAAGACGACAAUGACUGGCGGCCCACAGCCGGCAAGAGAAAGGGCAGAUCCACAGCGCAGAAAGGGGGCAGCGAAGAGGAAGACGAUGGCAGCGGGAGUGACGAAGACGAGGAUAACGAAGAUGAGAACGAAGACGACAGCAGCAGUGGAAGCGAAGAUGAAAAUCCUAAGAAAACCAAAGGCCCCAAAACCCACAGUGCUGAUGAUGAAGAGCUGACCAACGACAGCUUGAGCUUGUCACAUGGAAAAAACACAGAGGAUUCCUUGCUGCUUGACAAAAGCCAGAACUGGAGCUCACAGAAGAUGGAUCAUAUUCUGAUCUGCUGCGUUUGUUUAGGUGAUAACAGUGAAGACGCUGAUGAAAUUAUACAGUGUGACAACUGUGGAGUGACAGUGCAUGAAGGUUGCUACGGUGUUGAUGGAGAGAGCGAUUCCAUCAUGAGCUCGGCAUCUGAAAACUCUACUGAGCCUUGGUUUUGCGAUGCCUGCAAAAACGGCGUUUCCCCUAGCUGUGAGCUGUGUCCCAAUCAAGAUGGGAUUUUCAAAGAGACUGAUGCUGGAAGGUGGGUCCAUGUUGUGUGUGCCCUCUAUGUCCCGGGUGUAGCGUUUGGAGACAUUGAUAAACUGCGUCCAGUGACCCUUACUGAAAUGAACUACUCAAAGUAUGGCGCAAAGGAAUGCAGCUUUUGUGAAGACCCCCGCUUUGCCCGAACGGGGGUCUGUAUUAGCUGCGACGCGGGAAUGUGCAGAUCCUACUUCCACGUGACGUGCGCGCAGAGGGAAGGCCUUCUCUCAGAGGCUGCUGCCGAGGAGGACAUAGCAGACCCGUUUUUUGCUUACUGCAAGCAGCAUGCAGACAGGUUUGACAGAAAGUGGAAAAGGAAGAACUACUUGGCUUUGCAGUCGUACUGCAAAAUGUCUUUGCAAGAGAGAGAGAAACAACUUGCACCCGAAGCGCAGGCCCGGAUUUCCGCCAGGCUCCAGCAGUACCGCGCCAAAGCCGAGCUGGCCCGCAGCACUCGGCCGCAGGCCUGGGUCCCCCGCGAGAAGCUGCCCCGGCCGCUCACCAGCAGCGCCUCGGCGAUCCGCAAGCUCAUGCGCAAGGCGGAGCUGAUGGGGAUCAGCACGGACAUUUUCCCCGUGGACACCUCCGACACCAGCUCCAGCGUGGACGGCAGGAGGAAGCACAAGCAGCCGGCCCUCACGGCUGACUUUGUGAAUUACUACCUUGAGAGGAAUAUGCGGAUGAUACAAAUCCAGGACAACAUUGCGGAGCAGAAGAACCUGAAAGACAAACUGGAAAAUGAACAGGAGAAGCUCCACAUAGAAUAUAACAAGUUGUGUGAGUCUUUGGAAGACCUGCAGAAUGUCAAUGGCAAUCUGAGAAAUGAAGGGCAGGCGAUGUGGUCUGUACUGAGUGGCAUACUUGGGCAGAAAUUGAACGUUCCAGUCAUUUUACGAGCUCCCAAGGAAAGAAAGCCUAGCAAAAAGGAAGGUGGAACUCAAAAGUCCUCAGUCCUCCCUGCAGUUCUUUACAGUUGUGGGAUAUGUAAGAAAAACCAGGACCAGCACCUGCUCCUGCUCUGUGAUACUUGCAAGCUAUAUUACCACCUGGGCUGCUUAGACCCGCCACUCACCAGGAUGCCAAAGAAGACCAAAAACAGCUACUGGCAGUGCUCUGAAUGUGACCAGGCAAGCACGGACAUGGAAGCAGACAUUGCCAUGGAAACCUUACCAGAUGGGACCAAAAGGUCAAGGAGGCAGAUCAAGGAGCCGAUAAAAUUUGUUCCCCAGGAUGUGUCGCCAGAACCCAAAAAAGUUCAAGUGAGAAACACGAGAACCAGAGGCCAAAAGAGAAAACGAGUCUCGAUUUCUGAAGAAGAAAAAGCAGAGGAUCCUCCUCUGAGGGAGAGAAGACAGCGCCAGUCAGUAAUGCAGAAGAAGCCCAAAGCAGAUGACAUGAGAACAGAGUGCACCACUUGCAAGGGCCCAGGAGACAAUGAAAAUUUAGUCAGAUGUGAUGAAUGUCGGCUGUGCUAUCACUUUGGCUGCUUGGACCCUCCUCUGAAGAAGUCCCCGAAGCAGACAGGCUAUGGCUGGAUCUGCCAAGAAUGUGACACCUCGUCUUCUAAGGAAGAUGAAGAUGAACACGAGGAAGAGGAUUCAGUUAAAGAAGAGACUGCAGAGCAAGAGAAUGCAAACUGAACAAAAAUUACUAUCGAGAAAAAUUAGCAAACGGCAGCCAUUACUCACUUGUGCCCUGACGUUAGUGGCUUCAUCUCUUCCAUGUGAAUGCCAUUGUGCCUCUUCACUGUUGGCAUCAGCUAUAUUUUACUUGCACAAGUACAGAUGGUCCAUUUUAUACACUGGCAGAAUGGAUUGUCUUGUACCGCAUUUAAUAAAUCUUAUUUCUUUUUUUAAAUUCUGUGAUCAUAAAGGUUACAAAUGUUAUGAUUUGUCAUUUUCAGUGCGUAGUGUGCUUUUUGACCUUGACGUAGCUCAGCUAAGAACCGGUAUUUAAAUACAGUACACGGUUAAUGUCAAAUAGAUAAUAAAUUCUCAGAGCUGUAGACUUGUCUGGUGAAUUUAAUUGUUCCUAUAACCAAACCUUUUCUGACAGCCGACUGCCUUAAAAUAAAUAAAAUUGGUAGGGUUCCUUCAAAAUUGUUUUGAAAAGUGAGAUGCAGUUCUUUAUGCUCAUGUAAUAAUAUACAGUAUUUGUGAAGUGAAGAGAGGUUAACAUAUUGUUUUAUUAUCCAUUUAACUGGUAUACACCCAGCAUACCAUGAUAGGGAGUCAUUGACACAUGACUGCUCACCUGGUGGAAAGCUUUUUUCACUCUUCCAGAUCCUGGGUAGACGAGUCUGACAUUGAUGGAGGCAUAGUUAUGAAAUUGGGGAAUUCGCUGUAUUGGAUUGAACAGCAACAUAGAAAAUAAUUCUUGUUGAGCACAUCCGUCACAGGAGGGUAGGUUUUAAGCGCCAAGGUUUUAAAUCAGCAUAUGUUAACGGAAAAAAAUAGGAGAACUGAAUGACCUGUGUUCACCAUUACAUUGAAUUGGGUACAGUAGAGGUGAUUUUCAUUUAAUUGAAAGGUAAUACCUGGUUAUAUACUUUAUCUUUUGCAUUGAAAUGCGUUUGUCUUCCUCCUCACAAAACGUGAUCUAAAAUUUAGGUGGCCAACCAAACAUGCCAAUAAGUAAUAAUUGUUUUAAUUUAAACUUUUUUUUUACCUUUGGUAUCAAGCAAUGGAAACCCUCAGCUUUCUUCAUUGCAGCUGUAUAUUUUUUUACACUCUUAGAAUUGUGAUGCAUUUCCUGCUCCGCAGAGCUUUAGGAAUAUUGUUCUUCCUACACAGAUGCCAUUCUGCAUUGGAGUGAUAUUUUGGUAGGUGCUAGUACAAAAUACAUUUUAUUGCUUUUCUCUGCUUAUUCUAGCCUUAGAAAAAAGCUCUGCGUUCAAAGUCAUUAUUGUGCCUGUGGUAUUCGAUGUUUGCCUACAAACGUAAGAUACCCUGGAAGAAGAUGCUGUGCCGUGGUGUUAUUAAUAAGACCCUUUGAUAAAGCCUCUGUGACAUUUUCAUUUACCAGAUGCAGUUUCGCAAAUGCAUUUAGCAGUUCCACCUUUAUCAGUGUUUUGUGUAAUGAAUGAGUUACAGUGUGUAAACAAAGUGGGUUAUAAAACCUCCUUAAAAGUAACCUGGCCGUUGAUUUUGCUUUAUUAUAAUCAACUCAAGGAGGUUGUGCUCAAACAGCAGUUAUAUGGAAAUUUACUCAUCAAGGGUGUAAUUCCAAUUUGUUUCAAAGGAACCAUUAAUUUGCCCAUUUGAAACCCAGGCAGGAGAAACCCUUUAAAACCACUGAACCAUGAAAGCCAUUUCCUUAAGGGUUUUAAUUUUUGGAACAGACACAUGGAAUUUAUGUGCUUUGAUGAGAUAUUCUUUGCCUGCAGUCAGAACAAGAGCACCAUCAUUGGUUUCCCAGCAUGACACCCAUGCUUCCUUGUCUGUGCUAGAUAUCAUUAGGCCUAUAAUAACACAGCUAUCCUUGCAUUAAUGCUGGAGAGCCCCAGUUCUGAUGCUUGUGUUCCUAGUCUUUGGUUUACACCUAUAGCAUACUAAAUAGCCCUAAACAAUUUAAGAGUGGGGGUGGAAUCGCUGUUCUUUGGACAGUGAUGUAGGAAAGGUUUAGUAUUUUGGCCAUGAUUGUUUUUAGGAAUCAGAUAAUGAACCCUGGUGCUACAAUGACAGGACUCAUUCAAGAGCAGACUCUUAUUACAUGUGUGUAGUUCUGGCUAAUAUUACAAGCUGUUAGGGAAAUGUCAUUUUACAUUAAACAUGGAACUUGCUUUUGGGACACUGUGUUGUGUGACUUAACCAGACAUUUAGGAUGCCAACAAUUUAAAGCAGGAAUGUUGCGGAUUGUGGUGGGGGGAACAGUCAUGCAGUGAUUUUUAUUUGAAUAUAUUAAAAGCUGAUUAUACAUAGCUCAGGCAAAAGCAUAAUAAUAUACACACCCAUAUUUUUUUUUGCUUAGCAUAUUUUUGUUUAUAAAAUACCCGACGCCAGUUCUGGUUUUAAUCUAUUUUUAUUAUAUUAUCCAAGAGGCUGUAUAAUCGGUUUGUGAACUAUUGUGAAAUAAAGCUGUUUUUAACUGACCCAUUUACAGUCAAUAGUCUUCUACUUUUGAAAAUGUUGAAUUAAAAUUCCCCAAACUCCUA
Molecule: messenger RNA, 5387 nt
Organism: Lepisosteus oculatus (spotted gar)
Lineage: Eukaryota; Metazoa; Chordata; Actinopteri; Semionotiformes; Lepisosteidae
Gene: phf14
Product: PHD finger protein 14
Biological process (GO): regulation of transcription by RNA polymerase II
Source: RefSeq, a predicted model, not a curated record